AUGCUCCUGCGGGCGACCGACCCAAAAAGGGAGGAAGCUCCGCACAUCGUGUUGGUGGAUUUCGGCAUCUCAGAAUUCGUGGAGGCGCGGCACCUCGCGGGUCCCUUGAAGGUCCGCGGCACGCCGAUGUACCUCUCGCCCGAAGGAUUUGAGGGGCACCUCACCGAGAAGAGUGACCUCUGGGCACUCGGGGUGGUGAUUUUCGAGAUGCUGUUGGGCCGGCGGCCCUUUCAGGCUGACAACUUGGCUCUCCUCUGGUGCAAAGUCAGCCAGAAUGAGCCCAACCUCGAUGGGCUCAAUCCAUUGGUCCUCGAGGUGGUGCAGGGGCUUCUGAACAAAGAUCCCAUCGCGCGGCUGACUGCCCAGGAGUGCCGAGGGCUGGCGUGGUUCGCCCUCCCUGAGAAUCAACUGAGGCUGUCUGAUGUUUCUGCCAGGCACGCCAAGAUUGACGCCUUGGGCAGCGUCAACUGCUUUCAUCAGAUUGCCAUGUUUGCUGUCGCCACGGGUCUCAGCAUGAAGGACAUGCGAAGCGUUUUCAAGGUCUUCCAGUCGGUGGACAAAGAUAAGUCCGGUAAUCUGGACUUCAACGAGUUCAGGGCUGCCUUAGGGCAGCUGAACAUCACGGAGGAUCCGAAGCGGCUCAUGGCCAUCUUGGACAUGGAUCAGAACGGCCGAAUCUCGUAG
Messenger RNA from Symbiodinium natans, 684 nucleotides. NCBI's taxonomy places the organism in Eukaryota, Dinophyceae, Suessiales, Symbiodiniaceae. The record is from the annotation of a GenBank genome assembly.